Molecule: messenger RNA, 2879 nt
Organism: Diachasma alloeum
Lineage: Eukaryota; Metazoa; Arthropoda; Insecta; Hymenoptera; Braconidae
Product: pyrokinin-1 receptor
Exons: 5
Coding region: 252-2039 (595 amino acids)
Biological process (GO): neuropeptide signaling pathway
Cellular component (GO): plasma membrane
Molecular function (GO): neuromedin U receptor activity
Source: RefSeq, a predicted model, not a curated record
ACAGGGGCAUUGGAGUCAUUAAUCUUGUCCUAUACAUCGAAAAGUCGCGUUUAACUCGACUGCUCGUCAUUUUGGAGAACAUCUCGUGGGCGGUCGUGGCACAAUAGUGAAAAUCAGUGAAAAUACAAAACUCUUCUGUUCCCGUAUUUUUUAAAACUUCAAAAAUAGAAAUAGAAACGGAAGUGUUCGUGCGGUAAUUGAAGGGAAGCACUGGGAACUGUGAAAUGCCGAUGAAGUAAAAUAGUUCAACGAUGCGUCAGGGGAUGCGAGAGGAUCGAUCGACGAUCGAUACAUUUCCCUUCGGGAUUAAUAACUUCGUUCACACGUCCGUCAACGAUAUAUCGCGCUUCACCGAUAACUACACCAACAACAACCCGGAAUUGAUAAUCAGUGAGGGCUUCAAUCAGACAACACCUAAACGAGAUGCUCUGUACGUUGUUGUACCCAUAACUAUUAUUUAUGUCGCUAUAUUCUUCACUGGACUUGUGGGGAAUGUCUCCACGUGUGUGGUUAUCGCGCGGAAUCGAUCAAUGCAUACAGCUACCAAUUACUAUUUGUUCAGUCUGGCUAUCUCCGAUUUACUGCUACUUGUGUCUGGUUUACCACCUGAGAUGUACUACAUUUGGUCGCAUUUUCCGUAUGUUUUUGGCGAGGGUUUCUGCAUCAUUCAGAGCUUCGCUGCUGAGACCUCGGCUAAUGCCACUGUUCUUACUAUCACGGCUUUCACGGUUGAAAGAUACUUCGCAAUUUGUCACCCCUUUUUAUCUCACACAAUGUCGAAGCUCUCGCGUGCAGUAAAGUACGUUAUCCUCAUAUGGCUACUAGCACUGUGUCUGGCAAUACCGCAGGCCAUUCAGUUUGGCAUCACCUUUUCGCGAACGCUGAAUGGCACUGCCAUACCCGACACAGCAGCCUGUUCGGUCAAGUGGCAGAUUAUCGACCACGCUUUUGAAAUAUCAACGAUAUUGUUCUUCGUACUGCCGAUGACCAUCAUUACGGUACUUUAUGUACUCAUCGGUAUCAAAUUGAGACGAUCGAGGAUACUGGUGGCUGUUAAGCGCAAUCCAGUGCCGGGGAGUUUGAAUUGCAGUGAGAGCGGGAGGUCGAGAGUUACUUCGCAGAGGAAUGUUAUAAGAAUGCUGGUUGCAGUGGUAGUGGCAUUUUUCAUCUGCUGGGCGCCCUUUCACGCUCAAAGACUGCUGGCCGUAUACGCAAAGAGCGUAGGCGAUGCUGGUGGACAGUCCCUGGUGACGGUGUACACCAUCCUGACGUACAUCUCCGGAAUAUUUUACUACCUAUCAACAACAGUCAAUCCCCUUUUAUACAACAUAAUGUCGAACAAGUUUCGUGCGGCAUUCAAGACGAUGUUAGCUGAGCGAUGCGGUGCCAGGAGAUCGAUUGAACGUGCAAGCCCUCGGAGACAGACGUACACCAGCCUCUCGCGUUAUCAGAAAUCAAUGUCGAGGAGACCUGAGCAACACUCGAGCUCGUACUCAGCCAGUGAUGAUACACAGCGCUUGACGCCGAUGACCCGGAAGGAGGAAAUCGAGCGUCAGUCUCAUCAGAAUCCUGUCAUCACGACCGGGAGGAUCGAAACUACCCCGGGGGUCACACCCGGGGCCACGGGCGAUGCGAAUUGUGCGGGGGGAAAUGACUCGGAGCCCAGUCAAGUCAAUAUUCUCACGUCACAGGGGAAAAGUCUUGAUGAGGGGUGUCGACAUAAAGAUGGAGCUUCUCAUAAUGCUAUUAAUAAAUGUCUUAUAGUCCAGAGACCCCUCAAGGCUGUCACCAUAGGAUUGCUUGCCGAACGCCUGAGAUCCAGUACUAAAGAACUCUUCGCCCACCAGCAGAGACACUCUAAACCUAGAGCAAGGCCCGAUCCCCUCCAAAAAACCCAAAGUAGAAUCAAAAGUCAUCCGAGCAUCGAAAGUGCCAACACCAUAAGCAACUCAAGCCUCCAAGACCUGGACGAAACUGAAUUCACGGGGUCCGAACUGGCCGAGUACAUGGGGGAGAUAAACAUCGAGCUCGUCACCUGACGCGACCAUUACCCGGAGGAUACCGAAAGCGAAGAUGAACUUUGAGAAUUAAUACCGGUGAAAUGAUGAGUGAAGUGAUUCAUUCCGAGUGUCGUACAAAGUUUUGUAUUUAAUUUUCAUGAAUGUGAUUAGUGAAGACUGCCGAGGGGGAAUAUCAGACGAUUACAAUAGGAUUCAUUCAUCCGGAAUUAAUUUCAAUAUCUACAAGCUACCUGUGAUUAAUUUUAAAGCUGACGCAGAGAUAUCGAAGAAUAGAUGACAUUCUGUUGUACAUAAUUAAGAGUUUCCCAUCGAAGUUUGACCUUUGUGUACUGUCAAUUCAUCAGGAAUGACUUUGAAUAUCAGUAGUUUUGGUUUUUAAGCAAGAAGAUGAUGGUAAUGAUGACUAUACUCACUAACUAAGCAGAUUCUGCAUCGUAAGAUCAAUCAAACAACGAGAUCUCAUGCAAAUCAUUAAUUAUUAUCGAAUCAACACAAACAGUUCGAGAACAUUAUAGAAUAAACGAUAUUUCAGUGUCAGAAACCACAAUCAUUUUCCUUAAAUCAUCUGAGUGACUGUUUUUGUGAUUAAUUUUACAGCUGAUGCAGAGAUAUCGAAGAAUAGAUGACAUUCUGUUGUACAUAAUUAAAAGUUUCCCAUCGAAGUUUGACCUUUGUGUACUGUCAAUUCAUCAGGAAUGACUUUGAAUAUCAGUAGUUUUGGUUUUUAAGCAAGAAGAUGAUGGUAAUGAUGAAUGUACUCACUAACUAAGCAGAUUCUGCAUCGUAAGAUCAAUCAAACAACGAAAUCUUAUGCAAAUCAUUAAUUAUUAUCGAAUCAACACAAACAGUUCAAGAACA